Mesorhabditis spiculigera is the source of this 975-nucleotide messenger RNA. The record is from the annotation of a GenBank genome assembly. Lineage: Eukaryota; Metazoa; Nematoda; Chromadorea; Rhabditida; Rhabditidae.
AUGCUUUCGAUGGCCAAGACCUCAUGGCCGGGCCCCUUUCAAAUCAACAUUACCACCACUCCAAAACCACAUGUGACAUUUGGGCAGUUGCGUGAGGGCUGGCCCGAUUCCGAGCGUUAUUUGGAUAUAAAAUCCUAUGAAAGGAUCCCGAAAUGCAAUUGCUACGCCACGAAGGUGACGGUAGAACGUAACGCCGAUUCACAGUACUACGUCAGUACGAAUAACGAAGAGCCGGUCGCCUACGAGGGUUUCUCUGUGGAUAAUGAAUUAUUUUAUGUGGCGAUCCGGGACGACGCUAUCGCGGCCGUGGCCCAAUGGGCGCAGAUUAAUGGGGCCCUGCACCCGAUAGACCGAAUGCAAACGCGUGGCCUGCACGCCCCGGAGUGUGAUAUGAACGACCUCGUGGAGUACAUUCACGGGACGCAGAACAAUCAGAAGGAGAAAUUCCAGCUGGGUCCGACGCCGCCAAAUUGGCGACUCUACGGGAUUGACAAGACGCAAGAGCUGCUCGGCAACAUUACGCUCCAUAUUUGUCUUCGUCAGAUUCAACCACACAACCAGGAACCAUUCUGGGUAAUCCACGACAGUCCACCAUUCACCGUGCGAGCCGAUCGUGAUUUCCUGUUUGGAGUACAAAUCCGACGCAGGGAGCGCGACCUCCGUUUUAUCUCCAGAAACAAAGGGGUGGACACAGUUCACUUCACCUCCCGACUGCGCCCAGAAAGCUCGGAAAAAGGCUAUUCCGCCUGUUUUCAUGUGGCUGUUAGAGAAAAAUAUGGGCAUUACUCUGUCGAAUUCGAUCACGAGGGAGCAACGAAAACGAUUGAAAACAUCAAGGGCCCGAUCGAUCGCCAGUUUAUCUCUCUUCAAGGAAAAUUCGAAGCCGGUAAAACAAAGGCCAAUAUCACAAUGGAUAUACUUAACAACCAGGGUCACAUCGACCAUACGCAAGAUUUUGAGGCCAAGGAUCUGUCC